AUGGAGGGUAACAAGGACGAAGCAGCUCGGUGUAUCGAUUUGGCAGAAAUCUACAUCAAAGAAAAGAACAGAGAAAAAGCUGAAAAAUUCCUACACAAAGCUGAGAAACUAUUCCCCACACAAAAAGCAAAAGAUCUACUUUUCAAAAUCAACCUGAUGGCUCCAAAAUCUUCACCAGAGCCCAUGGAGCCUAGAAAAAGAAAUGUACCCCAGAAGCCCCAACAAGAGGAAAGAAAAGCCCCAGAGUACUCGGUGGAACAGAAAGAAAUAGUGGACAAAGUGAAAAAGUGCAAGGACUACUAUGAGAUUCUUGGGAUAAGCAAGGAUGCUACUGAUUCUGAGAUCAAAAAAGCUUAUAAAAAGCUUGCACUGCAGAUGCAUCCUGACAAGAACAAAUAUCCUGGGGCUGCUGAAGCCUUCAAAGCAGUUGGCAACGCCGUGGCCGUCCUCACCGACCCAGAGAAACGCAAACAGUACGACCUCUAUGGUGCAGACGACGAACGCGUCUCGUCACGUGGGGGCCACCAUCACCACGCCUACACGAGGGGCUUCGAAUCGGACGCCACUGCCGAGGAGCUCUUCAACAUGUUCUUCGGCUCUGGCCUGUCCGGCUCGAACGUGUACGUCCGGAGGGGGGGCCGGUGGCAGAGGCAAACUACCGGAGGCGGCGGACAUCAUCAGCCGGAGCACAGGGGGCACAGGGAGCAACAAAACGGAUACACCGCAUUCAUACAAAUUCUACCCAUACUGCUUGCAAUUCUACUGUCUAUGGCCUCUAGUCUCUUCAUUUCUGAUCCAGCUUAUAGUCUUCAAUCCAGUUCGAAAUAUCCAAUAAUGCGAAAGACCCAAAACCUGAACGUCCCCUACUACGUGAAGGAAAACUUCCACAUGGAAUACCAGGGGUCAGUCAAACGUCUGGAGAUGUCCGUGGAAGAGGACUACGUGGCAACGCUGAAGCACGCCUGCUACAGGGAGAAGAGUUACAAGGAAUCGAUGAUAUGGAAAGCAAGGAACUUCGGAGAUCAGGAACUUUACCACAACGCACAGAACAUAAAGAUGCCAUCUUGCGAACAACUACAGAAUCUACGAGGGAGAUAG
Messenger RNA from Phaedon cochleariae (mustard beetle), 1098 nucleotides. NCBI's taxonomy places the organism in Eukaryota, Metazoa, Arthropoda, Insecta, Coleoptera, Chrysomelidae. The record is from the annotation of a GenBank genome assembly.